CACAUACUUCGUUUAAGGAAAACAAAAACUAGAGAAGUAGUAGUGAUACAGAAGUCAGUGAGUGAAUUUCUAGCAAGGUCGAAAAAUGGCUCAAACUAACAUUAGUCAUCUCAUGGUUCUUUCACUAUUUUUAUGUCUUGCAUUUUCUCCAGUUUACUCUUUCUAUCUUAACCCCAACUUUUAUGAGCAAUCCUGCCCAAAGGCUGAAGAAAUUGUGAGGUCUGUUGUUGCGAAAGCUGUCCAAAAAGAAACUCGAAUGGCUGCUUCAUUGCUCAGGCUUCAUUUCCACGAUUGUUUUGUUCAGGGUUGUGAUGCCUCGCUUUUGUUAGACAACAGUAGAAACAUAAGAAGCGAGAAGCAGUCAAACGCAAACAGAAACUCAGCUCGAGGAUUCGAAGUCAUAGACGACAUUAAAUCUGCAUUGGAGAAGGCAUGUCCACAAACUGUCUCAUGUGCCGAUGUCUUAGCUCUAGCAGCAAGAGAUUCAACCGUAUUGGCUGGUGGUCCAAAUUGGGCGGUUCCACUCGGAAGGAGAGACUCCAAGACUGCAAGCUUAAGUGGUUCUAACAGAAACAUUCCUCAACCAAACAAUACGUUCCAAACAAUUCUUACUAAGUUCAAGGUUCAAGGCCUCAAUAUUGUCGAUCUUGUUGCACUUUCUGGAAGCCACACCGUUGGAAACGCUAGGUGCACUAGUUUUAGGCAAAGGUUGUACAACCAAUCAGGGAAAGGACAGGCCGAUUACACUCUUCAACAAGUGUACGCCAAUCAAUUGCGAAGCCGUUGUCCAAGAUCCGGCGGUGACAAUAACCUGUUUUCCAUGGACUUGGUUUCUCCUGCCAAAUUUGAUAACUAUUACUACAAGAACAUUUUAGCUUCAAAGGGACUUUUUAAUUCUGAUCAAGUUCUUUUAACAAAAGAUGAGUCGUCAAUGGAUCUAGUUAAGCAAUAUGCUGAGAACAACAACUUAUUUUUCGAGCAUUUCGCACAAUCCAUGGUUAAAAUGGGAAACCUCUCACCAUUGACUGGAUCGAAUGGCGAGAUCAGGAAGAACUGCAGGAGAAUUAAUAGUGGAUAUUAAGAGAAGAAUGUCAAGUGUGUUUUUUAUUUUUGUUUUUAUUUCUGUUAUUGUUUUCGUCUGUGUGGUUUUGCUUUUGAGUGCCUGGCAUGUUAAAAAGUGGUACAUUGUUGUGAUUUAAGCUAUUCUUAAUAAACAUUAUAAUUGAGGAAAAUACAAUGAUGUUUGAAA
Messenger RNA from Papaver somniferum (opium poppy), 1249 nucleotides. Its product is annotated as peroxidase 72-like. The transcript is spliced from 4 exons. Lineage: Eukaryota; Viridiplantae; Streptophyta; Magnoliopsida; Ranunculales; Papaveraceae. Gene Ontology annotation, biological process: response to oxidative stress; hydrogen peroxide catabolic process. The coding region runs from base 86 to 1081 and encodes 331 amino acids. Gene Ontology annotation, molecular function: heme binding; peroxidase activity. The record is from RefSeq and is a predicted model, not a curated record.